Prunus armeniaca (apricot) is the source of this 768-nucleotide messenger RNA. The record is from the annotation of a GenBank genome assembly. Lineage: Eukaryota; Viridiplantae; Streptophyta; Magnoliopsida; Rosales; Rosaceae.
AUGCCAGCAGUAGCAUUAACAAAAUAUAAUCUCAUUUACCACCAGAGGGGAGCGCCGAUUAAGCACAAUCGCAGCAUUCGCAUUUGUGCCUCAAUUUUAGGCAUAGGCUGCAUAGCCGCCGGAGCCAACAAGGCCAUGGUGACCACCGCCGCAAGCAGCAGCAGCAAUGGUGGCGCGUAUACGACGAUCAAAGAAAGAGUGAGAUUCGAAAAGGAGAUCAAGAAGAGCAAGUUCAUCGCCAUCGCUGGUCCCAUCCCCGACGAACAAUCCGCUCAAUCCUUCCUCUCCCAGGUCCGAGAUCAACGUGCUACUCACAAUUGCUGGGCGUACAAGGUUGGAGAUCAAUACCGGUCUAAUGAUGAUGGUGAACCGUCGGGAACAGCCGGAAAACCCAUUCAUUCUGCUAUUGAAUCUUCAGGAAUUGAUAGAGUUAUGGUGGUCGUCAUCAGGCACUUUGGAGGUAUUAAAUUGGGUACUGGAGGACUUGUCAGGGCUUAUGGAGGAGUUGCCUCAGAAUGCUUGAGAAAUGCCCCAACUUGUCUUGUAAAAUCCAAGGUGAGAAUGGGUGUGGAGGUUCCAUUUGAUCUUUUGGGCGUUCUAUACCAUCAGCUACAGUCGUUUCAAGUUGAAGACAUCAAGCAAGAUUAUGAGACUGGUAAAGAUGGCAUCACCAUGGUUACUUUCCAAGUUGAUUUUGACCGUAUUGAGAAAUUGGAGGAUGCUAUCAAAAGCCAUUGUAGCCGUGACUUAGUGUUCUAUAAGCGCUGA